This is a messenger RNA of Cherax quadricarinatus, 4170 nucleotides long. The record is from RefSeq and is a predicted model, not a curated record. NCBI's taxonomy places the organism in Eukaryota, Metazoa, Arthropoda, Malacostraca, Decapoda, Parastacidae.
UUUCUUAUUACAGGCUCAAUUCCUUGGUGCCAAGUAGCUUACUGGGAAGGUCGAGACCGUGUGGGUCGUCUCUACCCUGUAUGUACCCCUUCCCUGAACAUCAUGGGGGACACUCCUCAUGGGGAUGGCCUUUCUCUAGCUUCCCUGGCUGCCCAUUCCCACACUACUCCUUCUGAACAAGUCAAAAGGACUAGGGAAAAAAUUGGUCUCGGUUUGGUGCUGUAUCAGGAAGGGGACAGAGUGUGGGUGUACAAUCGGGCAGAUGUGCCGCUCUUCAUCAACUCUCCAACUUUAGACGGAGGAUUACAUACCCGAUCCCACUUUAUUGUCCACAAGCUUCCCCCUGGGCACAUUCUUAACAUAUUUGAUUAUGAUAAAGCUCGGCUUUAUCAGAAACUUCCUGUUCAUCCCGACUUAUCGCAUGAAGGGCCCAUUGAUCGGAACUCUGUGCGGGUGUCUUUUGCAAAAGGCUGGGGACCUAACUACCAUCGACAAGUUAUCACUGAGUGCCCCUGCUGGCUUGAAAUACUGCUGGUCCCUGCAAGAUGAUGGCAUCACUGUUUGGUGCUCUCUCAUUGCCCACUCAGUCUUGGUCUCCCUGCAGUUGGCCGCUGGCCGGUCCAGCAGUACUGACAGGGAGUACAUGCAGUUCAGUCAUUAGGAGCAGCAGAAGCAGCCAUCACAUUAAGUAUGUGCAGUGGAUUGGCAAAACCUACAUGUUGAAGCAGCACGAAGCAGCAGCAGCAGAAACAGCACUAAAAUGGGCAGCUUACAUGUUGUGUUGACCCAGUCAAGGCUAGUGUGUGUAGUGUAUCUGAGGAUCGCUGUAACAUGGUGCAUUUAGGUCCUUCGAAUAAGCACUGGUAGUGGGUCCUGUGCACUUGGAAACUCUUUGACAUUGUUAGAGUGCAAGAUAUUCAGUAAUAUCAGGGGUUAGAGUUAUUGCACAACUCUGUCAGUGUGCUGAACUAUAUAGGUGGAUGUGAAUAUUUAGUGCAAGAUUAUUUCAGAUUGAAGUUAACGGGUCACAGUUUUGUUGGACAUUUUUCUGUGGUUAUCUUGCCAGUGAAUUGGGGCACCAUGUGUUAAAAGAUUUUUCUUGUAAUGAAAUCUAGUCUGUUUGUUAUUUUUGUUACUGUCUCCUAUCACUGUCUUGUUUUAUAUUUACUAAUACAAUAUCCUCAAUGUUUGAUAUACAAUUUUUUUUAAAAACAAACGUUGCCUUUGCAAAAGCUAGAAUACUUAAGACACAAAAUGGAACACUUUGUUCAAAUAUUCCAAUAUUAAUGUAAUGAGAAGCUCUUAAAUAUAGAGCAUUACCUCUACCUUUUGUGAAUGUGACCAGAAUGGCUCUUGUCCACUUAACUACAGAACUCGGCAUCUUGCAUAAUGUUUAGGUGUACUACAGGCAAAUCCUGAAAUUAUUUUUAUAUGAACAAAGUUAGUGUGACAGUGAAACACAACACUUUCAUAAAGUGUCUGACGCUUAGCAUAUAUAAUCCUGCCUCUUCUAUGCAUAAAGUUCUUUGUAUGCAAUGUGUUCCAUAAGAAGUAACAAGAGGCAUUGCUUUUUAAAAUUCUAUAAAGAAAGGUCAAAUGAAAAAAUAAAGCUUGCCCUUUGGAUAAAGUUACAUUUGCAGCAAAGUAAUAUGCUACUAGUCUGUGCUGACUGCAUGUGGCAUACAAGCCACACAUGGACCUGUGCACACAGAGUCCAUGUCCUGAAGGUGCUACUUAGGAAAAAGGAUCUUUCACUCUAUUGAAGUACAAAUGGCUUCCUUGCAAACCCUGGUGCCCUCAUAUAGUGUUUUUAUACCUAUUCCUAUUCUUUGGCUGCACAUACAUUAAAAAAAUAAAAAUUUCAAGCAUAUGGAAUUUCUUGCUUCUUUUUCACCAUUUUCACAAUAACCAACCUUUCCCUUUACGUACAAUAUUUACUGUGAUGUGAACGAAGCAAACAUGCAGUAACCGAAACUCCUUUAAUGUGCCAUUUAUUUCACAUAUAACUAUUAAGUACAGUCUAUGAUUAUAAUUAUUACCUAUGGAAACUUGCCCUUGCCAGCAGCACUUCUUGCAGUUUUCUUGUUCAUUUUUCAAAAAGUGCCUCUUGCCAAUGUCUUCAAAUUUAUUGAGUUGUCAUGAUAAUAAAUACUUACUUGAAUGUGGUUCCAUUUAUACUGUAAUAACCUUUGAUGUUUAAAAUGCUUAAAAAAGGAUUGGUAUUUAUUACUUUUGUACAAGACAUAAGCAAAUACCUACUGACAUUAUAAUCAGAGGGUACCAUAGUUGGCCUGUCAGUAAACUAUUUUGCCAGGAAGUGCCUAAGCGUUUAAUGGUUUUUCACAUAGAUUUAAAGGAAAACCUAUCAUUAUCUUUUAUCUUAAUUUAAAUAAAUUUUGGGUGGAUUAGCAUGUUAAAUACUAAAUUAAUAUAUAGUAUUUUUUUUAAGCAUUCAACAAAUUACUCCUAGCAAAACAUAGCAAACUAGUUAUGUGACAAUCAAAAAUAUUAAGUUAUUUUUUAAGUGAAUCUAAGGAAGUCUUAAAUUAUAACUAAGAGUGUUAGUACUGUAUUAGAAAAUAUUUUCAGUUUAUAUAACUUUUCUUAUAAUGUUAUGAGAUUGUUAAACUACUAUAGAUUUGCAAGUAAUUUUAAUGUGAAACAAGAAAGCUAUGCAGAGUUGUGAGGAGUGUUUUCAUAGAUUUGGAAAAGUUCAGUAAGCCUGUACUAGCUGGUAAAUCAAUAAGCCUUACUUUACUCCUGUGGGAGUGAUGAUUAAAAGUCUUUGGGAUUUACUCACCAGGUGGGAAAAUGGCUGACCCAAGACUCUUUGUACUAUUUCUGUGAUUUUUGGGUUGAAUACUUGGUGUAAAAUAAUGAUACUCGUAUUAUUAUCGGAAGCUUAUAGAGCACAUUUUAUUAAUUUUUAAAUAUCGUGUCAGAAAGUGAGUCUAGGCUGCUUAAGAAUUUGAAGCCAGAUUACAGAUAAAUAUUGUGGGAAGGGAUGGGACCAAAACAUGUAGAAGUGCCUCAUAAGGGAUAUUACAGGGUCAUUUGAGGUAGGAUUUUGACCUGUAGCAUGUAAAGUUUAACUUUAAAUAUGAAUCUAAUGUGAUACACUUCCAAUGGUUAUAUAGAGUUAAGCCAUGGAAAAAGGGAGGAUAAUGUGACAGCUGAUGGCAUGGUUGUUACGAAUGUAGUUUAGAUAUCCUAUUAAUGGUAGAGGUAAGGAAGGCAGUUUCAUCAGUGACAGGAGGCUAAGGCUAAGGCUCAUGUGACCCUCAAAUGUGAUGAAGGCAGAUUGUCACUGGAAGUGUACAAUAACACAUUCUUCCUUCCAUCAUGAGGAAUUAUGCUUUUGUAUCUAGUUACGUAUGAUCAUAUUUAAGCAUCACACUACGAGUGUUAUGAGCAAAAGAGGGUAGGGGUAGCAUCAUCACUUAGGUAACUUGGUGAUACUAAGAAGUGUGAAUUAUAGAUUGAUUCUGUCAUUUAAGUUAAUAGUAUAAAUGUUUUGGCAUUGAGUGACUGAAAUGGGAUUUGCAUUUUCUUUCCAAUAUACUCCAGAGACAGAAGCAAGCAUUGCUUUUAUUUUAUACCAGGUGUUCUGGUUUGUGAGAAUAAUGCAAUGAUGAAUGAGCUUUACCCCUGAACUCCAAUAUGGCUCCUUUUUUAAAUAUUGCGUGCAAGCUUGCAAAGAGAGCCAAAUUGAGUGUAUGCCAUUUGAGGCUAUAGAAAUGGCUAAUCAUAUGAUGUGUUGUUUCUGUCUUAUGUCAGGAUAUUGUACGUUUACAAGUGAGCAUACUCUCUUGUCAUCACUAGGAUCCUGGAUAAAGCCCAAUACAUCCAUGAUUGCUGGUGUAGGCAAGAGGUAACACAGGUCAUUUAUUUACUGUGGCAACCUGACCCCCUUAACCCACCUGAGAGUUUGACUGGCUGUACAAUGUAUCCACACCUGUACAUAAUGUAUAUAAGAGGUUACUAAAGUUAAGUGGAGAAGCACAGGGUGGUUGCUAUUUUAGAGGAAAGAUAUUUCCUGCCUUAUAUUUUUGUUAACCUGGCAAUGCUACCUACCACUGCUUCACCAUAGCAUACUAUGUAAUAAUUAAUAUGGGCCGACCAUGUUAAGAACAUGUACAUUUGAUUUUUAUUAAAAACUUUUAGAUUAUA